Molecule: messenger RNA, 9381 nt
Organism: Astyanax mexicanus (Mexican tetra)
Lineage: Eukaryota; Metazoa; Chordata; Actinopteri; Characiformes; Acestrorhamphidae
Gene: kdm4aa
Product: lysine (K)-specific demethylase 4A, genome duplicate a
Exons: 23
Coding region: 137-6442 (2101 amino acids)
Biological process (GO): chromatin remodeling
Cellular component (GO): nucleus
Molecular function (GO): histone H3K36 demethylase activity; histone H3K9 demethylase activity
Source: RefSeq, a predicted model, not a curated record
CUGCGCAUGCGUGCUCGUGUGUCACAGUAAUGGAGGAUCUUUUGGCUGCGCGCUGAAUCCCGCAGUAAGCGACGCGUUUUUCUGCGCAGUUUGAGGACAGAUCGCCUGCAGAUAAACUCCACAAACGCUUGCAGGAAUGGCCUCAGACUCAGUAGCCCCGAAUCCUGCUUUCAGGAUCAUGACCUUCCAUCCAACCAAGGAGGAGUUUAAAGACUUCAGUCGAUACAUCGCCUAUAUGGAGUCGAAGGGGGCACACAGAGCAGGGAUUGCAAAGAUCAUACCUCCAAAAGACUGGAAGCCCCGGCGUACGUAUGAUGACAUCGACGACCUGAUUAUUCCUGCUCCAAUUCAACAAGUGGUGACUGGUCAGUCUGGGCUUUUCACGCAGUACAACAUCCAGAAGAAGCCUAUGAGCGUCCGUGAGUUCCGUAAGGUCUCCAAUACAGAAAAAUUUUCCCGUCCUAGACAUGCAGACUUUGAAGAGCUGGAGAGAAAGUACUGGAAAAACCUUACCUUUAAUCCUCCGCUGUACGGAGCAGACGUAAACGGCACUCUCUAUGAUCCAGAUGUGAUGGAAUGGAACAUCGGUCAUCUGAACACCAUUUUAGACACGGUGGAAAAGGAGAGUGGGAUUAAGAUUAAAGGUGUGAACACACCGUAUCUGUAUUUCGGAAUGUGGAAGAGCACGUUCGCUUGGCACACGGAGGACAUGGAUCUCUACAGCAUCAACUACCUGCACUUUGGAGAACCCAAAUCCUGGUAUGUUGUGCCUCCAGAAAAUGGGAAGAGAUUGGAGCGGCUUGCUAAAGGAUUCUUUCCUGGGAGCGCUCAGAGCUGUGAAGCUUUUUUAAGGCACAAAAUGACCUUAAUUUCUCCAUCAAUUCUCAGAAAGUAUGGAAUCCAUCUUGAAAAAGUCACGCAGGAAGCAGGCCAGUUCAUCGUGACUUUCCCGUACGCCUAUCAUUCUGGAUUCAACCACGGAUUCAACUGUGCUGAGGCCACCAACUUCGCAACUCUUCGCUGGGUCGAUUACGGCAAGCAGGCAGCUUUAUGCUCGUGCCGUAAGGAUAUGGUGAAGAUCUCCAUGGAUUUGUUUGUGAGAAAGUUUCAGCCGGAGAGAUUCAAACUGUGGAAAGCAGGAAAAGACAAUGCCCCCAUCGACCACUCCAAACCCACCCCAGAGUCAGCGGAGUUCCUGCAGGGCGGAAAACCAGAGGCAGAGAGAGGAGAGCUGAGUAACAGCAGCACCACUGAGGGAGUGGUAGAAGAACGAGAGAAAGGAGAGACAGAAAAACGAAUGGAAAGAGCAGAUAAAGGGAAAGAAGUGAAGAAGGAGGCUACAAAAAAGGCUGAUGACAAAACAACAGGUACAGUGAGGGAGGAAAAAGAGGAAACAAAUGACAAAGAGAGCAGAGAGAAAAAGAUGGAAAGGGCUGAUGCAGAGAAAAUGACAGAAAAUGCAGAAAGAGAGGAAGAACCAUCUAAUAAAGAAAAGGCCGGUGUACAGAAAGGUGAGAUGACGACUGAAAACGAAAGAGUUGAGAAAAGAGAGAAAUCAUCUACGAACAAUAACACAGAAAGUGGAGAGCAAGAAAGAAAGAAUGAAGGAGGAAAUCAGGAGAGAGAAACAAUAGUGAUGGAAACUGAAAAGAGGGCAGAAACUGAUGAAAAAGAAGAAGACAAAAAAGAAAGAGAUGAACCAGAGCACAGAGAAGGAGGAGAUAGAGGAGUGAUGGAGAGAGACAGGGGUGGACAAUCAUCGACCAAACAAGAAAAAGAAGAUGAACAACUGAUAGAGAGCAAACCAAUAGAGAAGAAAGACAGAAAUAAAAGAGAAGAGACAAAAGACAAUCAAGCAGACAAAACACCUCCAGAGAGUGAAGAAAUGGAACAGAAUAAAGAAGAAAACAGAGAAAUGGAGAAAGAAGAGAGUGGAGAAAGAGAGAUAAAAGAAGAAGAUAAAAACUCAAUAGAUGUAAAGACUGAAGCAAUAGAUGAGACAGAGGGAGAAAAAAGAGAGACAGAAACAACAGCUAUGAAGAAAACAGAGGCAGAAAAGGGAGAAACGGAAGCAGUAGAGAUGGAAACUCAAGAAAAAGAGCAAAUAAAGGCAGAGAAAGGAAAGGCAGAGGCAGAAGAGAUGGAGAAUGAAGACAUGGAAAAACCUGAGGUAGAAACAAAAGAAACUGAUACAGAACCGAAUAGAAAAAGAGAGAAGAAUAAAGAAGAGGAAGAAGAAAGCUCAGAAGAUAUGGAGAUUGCAGAAACAGAAAAAAAGAAGGCAGAAAAUGGAGAGACAGAGGCAGGAGAGAUGGAGACUGAAGAAAUGAAGAAACCUGAGGAAGAACAAAGAGAGACGGAUAAAGAACAGAGUAGAGAAACAGAGAAGAAUGAAGGAGAGGAAGAAGAAAACUCAGUAGAGAUGGAGACUGCAGGAACAGAGAAAGCAAAGGCAGAAAAUGGAGAAACAGAGGCAGGAGCGAUGGAGACUGAAGAAACGGUAAAACAAGAGGCAGAAAAUAGAGAGGCUGAUAAAGAACAGAGUGGAAAAAGAGAGAUGAAUGAAGGAGGGGAAGAGAAAGCUAAGGCAGAAAAUGGAGAGACAGAGGCAGGAGAGAUGGAGACUGACGAAAUGCAGAAACCUAAGGAAGAACAAAGAGAGAAUGAUAAAGAACAGAGUGGGGAAAGAGAGAAGAAUAAAAGAGGAGAAGAAGAAACCUCAGAGAAAGCUAAGGCAGAAAAUGGAGAGACAGAGGCAGGAGAGAUGGAGACUGAAGAAAUGGAGAAACCUGAGUCAGAUAAUAGAGAGACUUAUAAAGAACAGAGUGGAGAAGCAGAGAAGAAUGAAGGACGAGAAGAAGAAACCUCAGAGAAAGCGAAGGCAGAAAAUGGAGAGACUGAGGCAGGAGAGAUGGAGACAGAGAAAGAUACAGAUAGAGAAGACAUAAAGGAUGAAGUAAAUAAAGAAAGCAAAAAUACAGUUUCAGAACUGCAAGAUCUGGAGGAGAAUACAGCAAAGGAGGAGGGGAAGAUAAAGGAGGAGAAUAAUAUUGGAGAACUGGCCAGUGAAAACGGAGAGUCCGAAGGUGUCGAGAAUCAUAUGACCAAACAAGAACUGGACACAGCGGAGAUGAAGCCUGAAGAAGAAAUGAAGAAUGAAAGAAGUGAGAGAGACUCAAGCAUGAUUGAAGAAGCUAGUUCAGAGCUGAACACUGGAAAAGAAAAAGCAGAGAGUGAGAGCUGUGAGUUGGUGAGAGGAAAGACUAAUGAAGAGGAAGGAAGAAAGAUGGAAACUGGAAAUGAAAAGGACGAGACAGGAACUGAAAGAGAAGACAAGGAAACCAAAGAAGAAGAGAAAAAUAAAGAAGAAAGAGAAGAGACAGACGAGCACGGAGAAGAAGAGAAGAGGAAAAAGAAAAAUAAUGAAAAGCCAAGCAGCUCUACAGCUCAGGAGAGAAGAAGCUAUAGGCAGAAAGGAAGGAAGCGGAGGAGAGGAACCGCUGCUGGUGCACGCUCUGGUUCUGGUUCAGCUGAGGUUGAGGGACAGGUGCAGCGGAAGAGAGCCAGGCUAGUAAAGCCUGAUGCAAAGCAAGAUAAAGAACAGCUGGAUUCAGAUGAAAGAGAAGAUGAAGAGGAGAGGAUGGAGGUCAACACUCCUUCAUCAAACCAGGAACAAAAGCCAGACCACCAUAAUUCUCAUCCAAAGGCUCCGCCUUGUCCAUCAGAUGAUGUCAUCUCCACUCCAUCACCUCUCAGCCUCAUUCCAUCUAAAUGUAGUGAUGCCACACAGCUUGAUGGCAUCACCAAUAAUAACCCAAGCCAUAGCAGUUCUCUGUCGACUCCUGUCACUGCCUCCAGUGACAUCAUAACCCGUCAGCAGUGUGACAUCAAUGAUAAGCUAAAUUGCAUCAUCAACACCCAGCUUAGUGAUGUCAAUUUUCAGUCGUGUAAUAACGUCUCCUCACAGCUUAGGGACGUCACCUCUCAGCCAUGUGACACCACCUCACAGUCAAGUGACAUCAUCCCAGAGACAAGUCAUAGUGAUGAGUCGAGGGGUGUCAUCCCUUCCCAGCAGAAUCCCAUCAGCACCUCUCAGCCAAGGGAUGCCAUCACCUUCCAGCAGAGUGAUGUCAUUCUUCAGCCACGUACCAACAACACCUCCCGUCCGAGUGACGUCAUCAAUCCACAGCAGAUGGAUGUCACUUGUCAUAUGAGUGACACCAUCCCCUCCCAGUCGUGUGAUGUCACUUGUCCAACGAGUGACGCAACCCCUUCCCAGUCAAGUGAUGUCACCUCUCAGUUAAGUGACAUGGUCACCUCCGAGCACAGUGAUGUCACAUGUCAACAGAGUGACAUUAUCACUUCCCAGACAAAUGAUGUUCCUUAUCAGCCCAGUCAGACGAAUGAAAUCAACCCUCUACCCGCUGAAAUCCUCACCUUCCAGACGAGUGACAUCACUGAUAACCCUGAUAAGCCAGCACAUAGCCCUCUGUCCGUUCAUGACAACUCUUCUGUCACCUCACCGCUGAGUGACAUCAUCUGUCAACCUGCUAACACCAUUUCCCAGCCCAGCACAGUCACUUCGCGCUAUGACCUCAAAACUAAAACCGCUAAUGCCACCAGUCAGCCUAGAGUCUUCGCUUCUCCACGUAGUGCCAUCACCUCCAAGCCCAGCAAAAUCACAGCUAAACCUCAGUCUGGCGACAUCGCCACAAGGCCUGAACCAAGUGACCUCAGCGCUCGAGCGAAACACACCAACAACACCAGGCACCGCAGUGAAGCCAGACACAGCAAAGCCAGCCCUAAAGCUGAGAGCAAAUCCAAAGAGAGUCACUGUGGCUUUACAUCACCACAGGGUAGCGAGAAGCAUUCAGCUCAGCGUCUUUUCCAGCGGACUCUGAGUCCCGCUGAGGUGCUGCAUGUCCACAGCUACGCUAAAGGAGACUACAGCGACAUGGACGUACACAGCAGAGAACCGCUGAGAGACAGCGACACAGACACAGAAACACUGGAGGACAGCCAGCUGAUGGCAGAAGAAGACUCUGAAAUUGCUCUUAACAGUCUGGUGAAGCUGCCCAGGCACCAUCCUUUAAUGAAGGAUAGCAUCAGUGAUGAAGAGCUACAGGAGCAGGCUGGAGUUGAAGAGGACUGGUUAGAGGGUGAAUCGUGGGCAAAGCCUCUUGCUCAGCUGUGGCAGAACAGGCCGUAUAAUGAAGAGAGGGAGAGGGAGUAUAACAGAGAGAUGGGCCUCCAGCCUCCAUACUGCGCUGUCUGCAUGCUCUUCCAGACGUACCUGCGGUCUGAAGGUGGAGAUGUUGAGGUAGUCCGGGCUGGGGGUCAGAUGCGGACGAAGCCGAUGAUCCCCGAGAUGUGUUUCAGCACGACCACAGAGGAAAACGCAGAGCUCGCCCUGUCCACACCUUACCUGGAGCAGGACGGCACUAGCCUGCUCAUCACCUGCUCUCAGUGCUGCGUUCGUGUUCACACCAGCUGCUAUGGUGUGUCCCCUGAGAGAGUCACCAAAGACUGGAAAUGUGCUCGCUGUAAAGCCAACGCCUUGACUGAGAGUUGUUGUCUGUGUUCGUUGAGAGGCGGAGCCUUGCACAGAGCCAACAAUGACAAGUGGGUGCAUGUUCUGUGUGCGGUGGCCGUGCUGGAGGCACGUUUUGUGAAUAUUGCUGAGAGAUCGCCGGUAGACCUGAGCGGAAUUCCCUUGCAGAGAUUCAAACUGAAAUGUUAUUACUGUAAGCGGAGGAUGAAGAAGCCGUCGGGCUGCUGUGUGCAGUGUUCUCACGGCCGCUGCCCCACGUCCUACCACCCCACCUGCGCCCAGGCUGCAGGUGUGCUCAUGCACCCAGACGACUGGCCCUUCGUCGUCUAUGUCACCUGCUGUCGCCACAAAGGACCCGUGCAUUUAGAGCGAAACAAAGAGACCAUGAGGGAGCUCAGCGUGGGCCAGAAAGUCAUCUGCAAACACAAAAAUGGCCGUUACUACCAGUGCGAUGUGAUUCAGCUUUCCAAAGAGACGUUUUACGAGGUCAACUUUGAUGAUGGCUCCUUCAGUGACAACCUCUUUCCUGAGGACAUUGUGAGCCGUGACUGCAGUCAGCUCGGUCCUCCACCCUCUGGGGAGGUUGUGCAGGUACGGUGGACCGAUGGACUCACCUAUGGAGCCAAGUUUGUGGCAGCUCACGUCACCCAAAUGUACCAGGUGGAGUUUGAGGAUGGAUCACAGCUCCCAGCCAAGCGGGACGACGUCUACACGUUAGACGAAGAGCUGCCGAAGAGGGUGAAGUCCAGGCUGUCUAAAGCAUCAGACAUGCGUUUUGAUGAAAUGUUCGGCGAGAAGAAGGUCCAGGACAGCAAGAGGCAGCGAGUGAUCAACUCCAGGUAUCGGGGAGAUUACAUCGAGCCCGUCAUCUACAGAGCCAUCAUGGAGUAGCCAGGAGGAAGCCACACCUUCUUUAUACCACCAGCACUGAUGCAGUCCCAUAAACACACACAUACAAUCCCAUCACACUCCCACUUCCCAACUUUCCAAAAUUAACUUUCUCCUUCUUGUUUUUUAAAGAACACACAGCAUUACUGCCAUGUAUCCCUCUCUGAUCUCUGACAAACUUCCUGUUUUCUUAAAAGCAUUUUCAGUAAUACCCAUACCUGUACUGUGUACCAAGUCUGUGCAGGUAGGAUAUGUUCUACUCACUUCCAAAAGCCAUUUAUGCAUACAGUUUAUAUGCCUUAAAGGAGGAUUCAGUGUUCAAGUUUUUUCACUGAGAUGUUCUGCAUAAGUCAGUUAAAGUAGAAGUCAUUCAGAGUGGUUUGAUUUGAAAUACUCAGUUUUUGCCACUAACUAAGAUAUCUUACUAUAGAUAAUCUAUACUAUAGUUGUUCUAACUAUACACAUUUCCUGUCCUACAUCCUGUCCGCAUCACCUACAUGAGCUGCAUGUCCUAUACUUAAUAUUGGUUGAUUUGUAGAAGGGCAUGCAUCUAAUGUAGGCAAGGUGCCUUUCUAGGUGAGGUGUUGUGCCCAAUUUUGCACUUAUGCAAGAACCCCUCUCCCUCUAAAUAAAGGUUAGUCUACAGUUACAGUAGAUACAGGAAUCAGCAGUAUAAUCUGUUGUGCCUAUACUACUGGUAUAUAAUCUGCACGGUGCAUAUGCUCGUGAAGGAGAAUUAAAUUACUGCACAACAGCGCUACCUUUUUCUUCUUCUGUUAUUUAACCGAUGAUAAAAGCGGAUUUCAGCUUUCUGUUAUCUGUCAGAAUGUCAGAAACAUCAAAAUGUUUUCAAAUGGUUCAGUUAACCUGGACUGAGACCCUAAUCCAAGUCAGUUAAAAUCCGUUCAGGAUACAAUUCAGAUACCCUGAUCCAAGUCAGUCAAAAACCGAUCCAGAUACAAUUCAGAUACCUUGAUUAAAGUCAGUCAAAAUCUGAUCCAGAUAUAAUUCAGAUACCUUGAUCCAAGUCAGUCAGAAUCCGUUCAGGAUACUAUUUGGAUACCCUAAUCUAAUUCAGUCAAAAUCUGAUCCAGAUAUAAUUCAGAUACUUUGAUUAAAAGUCAGUCAAAAUCAUAUUGGGAUAUAAUUCAGAUCAAGUCAGUAAGAAUCCUAUUCUAAAACAUUUUAGAUCACCCUGAUCCAAGUGAAUCCAAACCCAAUUUACACAUGGUCCCUUAGUCUUUUUGCAUAUCGAGUAUCAGGAUUAUAUAUGGAUUAGACUAAGCCACCUAAAAUGAAGCCAGUGUAAACACACCCCAUUUAAAACAGAUCCAAGAGAUCCAAUAAUCAAGCUAAAUUGUAGUUUUCUCGUCUGCAUGUCCUGCUGAUGCUGCUGAGUUCACCCUUUAAAGUUUGAAGAGAUGCACAGCAGCAGGUGAGCAUAUAUAGCACAGCACAGGAAGUAGCUGAAAGGAUAAACAUCUGGUUGCCACGUAAAAAGCUAAUUUGCUUUUACACCCACCUCCAGCUCCCCACCACCCACACACACACAUACACACGGAGAGCAAUUAGAUUUCAGUCUAACAACAUUUUAACUGCAGAUCUUAUCAGCACACAAUCUUGAUCCUUAUCUAUUUCUCUCUAUGUUUAACCCUUUCAGAUUCUGUAAAACCACUCUGAAUGACUUUGCGUAGUGAUUUCUGAAUUGUGCAAGAAGUAUUUAAUUUAAGGUGGAAUUCUCCUUUAACCCAAAAGCAUUACUCAAUCAAGUUUGUGUUGAUUUUUGUUUGGUUAAUUGAUUUAUCCUUUGAUCAUUCACUUUGCAUUAAUUUAUUUACUCAAUGUUUGAUGUUCAGGGUGCUAUUUCUACCAAUAUUCUACAGAAUGGAGGAGCCAUUGCCAUGUUAUUAAUACAAAUUCCUCCUUUUAAAAAGAACUGUCUACACUGUCAUCAAUUGUACAUUCUACAGUUGCAUUCCUGAAUAUUGUAGACUAUUUGGAACAUAAUGAAUUGAGCUUUUUUUGUUUGUUUUUUAAACCAGCAUAUUUAUUAGAUGGUGCUUCAUGAAAGUAGCCUUUUGCAAUAUAUCUGUGUUAUGAGUUGAGUUACAGUGCUGUCCACGGCUCUGGAUGGAUGAUGUGGUUUCUGUUUUGACUGAAAGUUGUGUGUUGGGAUUAUCUUGUUUAAAAAAAAAAAAAAAACGCCACGGAUUUCCUCCUCAGUCCUCCAAGCUGUUUCAUCAUUAGCGUGUUCAUAGCUUUUUCUGCCUUGCACUCUUGAUCUCAAUCCUGUUGUGUUGUUUUCUAAAAAAAAAAUAAUAAUAAUAAUAAUAUUAAUAAUAAUAACUUAAUGCUGUUGCAGAUCUUACAGAAUCCCCAUGCUUUAAAUAAGCUAUUUUUGCACUUCCGAACUGUACUUGCAGUAGCCAAGUUCUAGUAACAGCCAUGCGCACACACACACUCAUACACACACACACUUACACACACACACUCCUGGAGGUUAAAAACGGCCUUUUGAUGCCCGUUGCUUGCCUGUCUGUGUACGAUGUGUAGUCUGUGUCUGUUAUAGGGCCAUGUAGUUGGUUGACAGCCUUUUGGAUAUUAAAAGUCCCUCUCUUAGGGACCUAUCUAUAUCACCACUUUAAAAGAAAAAGACUUAUAAAAAGAAAUGUUUUUUAUUAUUCAGAAGCUUAUUUUAUUGCUUUGUUUUAUAUAAUAAGUGUUUAAUGUUCAUAUACUGUGAGAUAGAGUUGUAUGUAGUUAAUUUAAUGACAUUAAGGUGCCAGUGCGUUUGGGCUGCCUUUUGUUUUCCAGCUUUUCUUAAAGAAACCUGAGCCUUCAUCCACACUGCGCUUCAUGAAUGCAGAGGCUCUGAGACUUUGAUUCAUGUCUUUUGUCAAGAUCUUCAGUGUGUGUCAGUAAAAUGAUGUGGGCCUACACAA